UUCUUCGUUUCUGCUUCUUCACUGUGGUUUUUAUUCUAUGACUGUGGUUACUCGCUUCUUCAACUCUUGAAUGUAGUUCAGUUUGUUCUCGUCAGAAGUACAAAUGGUACAGGAGGUGCAAGUUGUACAGGCGCAAAAUAAGGAACCAGCUUUUGUCGCGCGCUAUUUUGCUGUGUGUUGGUGAGUGCCAGGAUUCUACUGAUGGCUUGUAACGGCGAUGAGUGCGAGCCAAUACUAGCGACCCAUGACCGACAAAUCUACUGUGCAUCCAACACGUGCUGUGCAAAUGGCUCUGGCGGUGACAUAGAGGGCCUGCACUUUUACAGGUUCCCAGAGGACGCCAGACGCUGUAGGCAGUGGAUAGAAAACUGUGGAAACCAUGCACUCUCUGGAAAACCUGUGGCAGAUGUGUACCAGAAUAACUAUUUGUGCAGAACGCACUUUGACGCGACCCAGUUUGAAUUAAACGAUGGUUCCCGCCGUUUAAAACCCGACGCUGUACCGACUGUCUUUACGCCUGUCAAUUUCCAGCACUUGGAAAUGGACCACGACUACUUAACUGUGUCGCCACGUGCCAUUAAGCAGCCGCUUAAAGCGAAGUCGCCCACCGUACUAAGGGUUGUGCCGCGUGGAGUUACCACAUUGAAACAUUCGUCAAAUGAAGGUACUCAAGCAGCGCUGCGAACGUCAGCUGAGGAUUCCGAGUCGAUUAGUAGGACGACGUCUAACAACAGCACGGCCCUGUCUGGCACAAAUGAUACAAAUACAGCUGAGCUGCCCCCAACAGCUGUGACGCAUUCUCAGCCCCUCGCAACAGUGGCGGCAGUGCCUCAAAUGGUUGUGUCUGGUGCUCCGCACAGAAGACAACAAACAGGCCAUCUGCAGCGAAAACAACCUUCAUUGCUAGCCCGGCGCCUUGCGCCAUGUGCCAAAGAAACUCCUCUACAGAAGUACAUGCUACUUUGUGCAGAAUUUAAAAGUGAGCUGAAAUUGGUAGAGAAACGCAAGGAAAUCUUGGAGAAAUUGUUUGCAGGUGUGCAGGAGCUGUUGUUUCAAGAAGCAGAACUGCUGAAUAUGGAGGACAGUGCACUUUUAGUGGGUUCUCUCGUGAAAUUUCAGCAGGAGCGGUAUUGCCAAAAGCCGGAUAGUCCGGCUGAAAAAAUACUGUGCUCAUUGUGGUCAAGAUAUCGGAAGAAACAGACACAAAAGGUGCAGCAACGACCGUUUGCUCAAGUUGCAGUCUUUGUUAUGGACAAGUCACGACCAGGGCGUGUCAUUCUUGGGAAGCGGAAGAACUUUCUUGGUGGAGGCUUGUACCAGGUUCCUUGUGGAGAAAUUGAAUUUGGAGAGACAUGGGAAGAAGCCGCAUGUAGAGAAGUUUUUGAAAGUACAGCAAUGCAUGUUUGUGAUUUGUCAGUGUGUUCUAUUGUAGACACUGUGGAGCAGACAGCAGGUUAUCAUGCAGUGACAGUAUUUAUGCGAGGCUCUGUAGAUGGUAGCCAAGCAGCACAGCCUGAAGCGAUGCAACCUGACUUAUGUGACUCGUGGCACUGGAGGCAGUGGCAGGAGCUGCCAAGCUUGAAUGAACUGCACUGGCCUCUUAGGGACUAUAAAGCUGAAGGCUUGCAGCCUUUUCCCUAAUGCAAUUUGCUGGACAUUGGUAAUGUUUCUCUGUAUUGUUGGCUUUAAGGCCAUAAGCUCUACAUUUGUUUAUUGCCAUAUUUGUCUGAAAAUGAA
Messenger RNA from Dermacentor silvarum, 1737 nucleotides. RefSeq lists its product as uncharacterized. The transcript has a single exon. Gene Ontology annotation, molecular function: 8-oxo-7,8-dihydrodeoxyguanosine triphosphate pyrophosphatase activity. Gene Ontology annotation, cellular component: cytosol. Gene Ontology annotation, biological process: dGTP catabolic process. NCBI's taxonomy places the organism in Eukaryota, Metazoa, Arthropoda, Arachnida, Ixodida, Ixodidae. Bases 202 to 1641 code for a protein of 479 amino acids. The record is from RefSeq and is a predicted model, not a curated record.